Nycticebus coucang (slow loris) is the source of this 5371-nucleotide messenger RNA. It is a transcript of the gene ZNF490, whose product is annotated as zinc finger protein 490. Gene Ontology annotation, molecular function: RNA polymerase II cis-regulatory region sequence-specific DNA binding; DNA-binding transcription activator activity, RNA polymerase II-specific. Gene Ontology annotation, biological process: regulation of transcription by RNA polymerase II. Bases 133 to 1647 code for a protein of 504 amino acids. The record is from RefSeq and is a predicted model, not a curated record. NCBI's taxonomy places the organism in Eukaryota, Metazoa, Chordata, Mammalia, Primates, Lorisidae. Gene Ontology annotation, cellular component: nucleus. The transcript has 4 exons.
UCAUCUAGCGCCUCUGUGUCUUACCUUCUUUAAGGGACUCUCGGUAUCUCUGGCGCAUCCUUUGUCACGCUGAGAUUGAGAGAUUCCUAGAUUGAGAGAUUGAGACUUCAGGACACUGCGGAAGCCAGCGAAAUGGACUCAGUCUCCUUUGAGGAUGUGGCUGUGAACUUCACCCAAGAGGAGUGGACUUUGCUGAAUUCUUCACAGAAAACACUCUACAGAGAUGUAAUGUGUGAAACCUUUGAUAACCUGGCCUGUAUAGGGAAAAAAUGGAAAGACCAGGACAUUGAAGAUAACCACAAAAACCAGGGGAGAAAUCUAAGAGGUCAUAUAGUUGAGAGAUUCUGUAAAAGUAAAGAAGGUCAUCAAUAUAUAAAAAACACUAGCCAGAUUCCAAAUCUUAUUAUGAACAAGGAAACUUCUGCUGGAGUAGAACCAUGUGAAUGCAGCAUGUGUGGGAAAGUCUUCAUGCAUCAUUCAUUCCUUAAUGAGCACAUGAGAUCUCACACUGGAAAGAAAGCAAAUGAAUAUCAGGAAUAUGGAGAAAAGCCAUAUAAAUGUAAAGAAUGUGGGAAAACAUUCACUCGUUACCACAGCAUUCGGAUCCAUGAAAGAAUUCACACUGGAGAGAAACCCUAUGAAUGUAAAGAAUGUGGGAAAGCAUUCAGAUUUCUCUUUUCCUUUCGAAGCCAUGAAAGAAUUCAUACUGGAGAGACACCCUAUGAAUGUAAAGAUUGUGGGAAAGCAUUCAAAUUUCUCAGUUCCUUACGAGACCAUGAAAGAAAUCACACUGGAGACAAACCCUACAAAUGUCAACAGUGUGGAAAAGCCUUUAAUCACAUCCAACCUUUUCAAAGACACGAAAGGACUCACACUGGAGAGAAACCUUACGAAUGUAAACAAUGUGGUAAAGCUUUCAGUUGUCCGAUGUAUUUACGAAGUCAUGAAAGAACUCAUAGUGGAGAGAAACCCUAUGAAUGUAAAGAAUGUGGGAAAGCCUUCUUUUUUCACUCAAAUCAUCGAAGACACAUGAUAACACAUACCAGAGUUCAUCCUUAUAAACUUAAGGAAUGUGGAAAACUCUUGAAGUCUGAUAAUUUCUAUGCAGUGCAAGAAAGAACUCAUUUUGGAGACAAACCCUAUGAAUGUAAACAAUGCGGUAAAACCUUCAUUUGUUCAAGUUAUUUUCAAAUACAUGAAAGAACUCAUACUGGAGAGAAAACUUAUGAAUGUAAACAAUGUGGUAAAGCCUUCCUUUAUUCCAAUCACUUUCGAAUGCAUGAAAGAACUCAUGCUGGAGAGAAACCCUAUGAAUGUAAACAAUGUGGUAAAUCCUUCAUUUUUUUCAGUCAUCUUCAAAGGCAUGAAAGAACUCACACUGGAGAAAAACCCUAUGAAUGUAAGGAAUGUGGUAAAUUCUUCACUUGUGCAAGUUCUGUUCAAGUACAUAAAAGAAUUCACACUGGAGAGAAACCCUAUGAAUGUAAGGAAUGUGGGAAAGCCUUCAGUUUUUCAAGAUCCCUUCAAGUACAUAAAAGAUCUCACACUAGAGAGAAACCCUUUGAAUGUAAGGAAUGUGGUAAAUCCUUCAGUUAUUCAAGAUCUUUUCAGUUGCAUGAAAGGACUCAUACUAGAGAGAAACCCUAAAAAUGUAAAUAAUGGUUGUUAAACUAUCAGUUGUUCUAAUUCCUUUUGAAUGUAUGAGAGAACUCCCACCAGAGAGAAAUUAUGUGAAUGUAAACGAUGCAAAAAGCCUUCAGUUGUCCUAAUUCACUUCAAUACAUGACUCUUGCUGCAGUGACAUCUUUUUAAAAUGUGGGAAAACCUUCCAUUCUCCUAGGGUUGUGUGAAAGGACUCUGGAGAGAAAACUUACGAAAUUUAAAAAGUAUGGGAAAGCCUUCAUUUCACAUAAUUUUUUGAGGAUACCUGAGAAUGUACACUGGAGAGAACCUCUAUGAAUUUAAACAAUGUGGAUAAUUUUUUAUUUACUCCAGUUCAUUUUGAAACCAUGAGACCACUCACACUGGAGAGCAACUUCUUGAAUGUAAUCUACAUGAGAAGUCCUUCAUAUAUAUAUAAAAAUUCUUUUUUCUACUUGGAGAGUCUGCUUAGGAAGAAUGGAAGGACUGGGGAAGAAGGACUUGGACCCAACAGUCCUUUCUUGGAACCUAGUCUAUAGUUAUGAAACAACUUUUAGCACAGUACUUGCUCUCAGCUCACACACAUGACUGGAUAGAAGUUAAGGGGUCUUCCAAAAUCUUUGUGUUUAAACCAGUUUCCUCUGCUUGGAUCUGUGGCAAUGAUGUGUUUCUGAAAGAAAAGUACAUUCCACAGUCUUCCCCAAGUGAGAUCGGCCUGGAAACUUCCUAAUUUAUUGGGUUCAGCAGCAUGUCUUUCCAGUGCUGUCUCAAGGCCAUUUCCAGCUCUCAGUUUAUUCUGUGUAUUCUUACUGGGAAUCAUGUUUAAUAAUUCACUCCUGCCUCAUAUUGAAACAUUUCUCUGUGGCAGCUUUAGGUGGCUCUGACGUGCGAGGGCUGAAGAAGCAGUAGCAGAAGCAACAGCAGAACCUGUGCCCCUUUACCAUACAAUAUCCACUGUCCCAAGAUCAUCAGCUCUGCACCAACUACCACAAUCAGAAUAGUCUCAAAACCACUAAUGAUGUCACAAAGACACACACCCUUCUGUGUCUUACCUAUAGGACACACUGAAACCUCUUAAUUUUCCUAAGUUUCUUCCCCAAAGCUUUCUGUCAUAUUCCACUCUGAGAUAUUCAGUGGUGUACACAUUGACUAUGUUCUCAGCCCCCUCAUCUCAAUGCAUGCUGCAUGUGUACUUCUUGAGGGCUAGUUUCAUAGCCUCCCCACCAAGACCAGCAUCUACUGCUUUGAGGAGCAGUACCGACCCUGCAUAACUCCAGCCUGUGGUGCAUAGGAAAUGCCGGUGUCAGUUAUACUUCACAGGCCAAGGUGGUGCCUUUCCUCACAUUGCUCCUAUUAGGAGAGGUUAACUAAUCAUCUGCCUUUUGGAGCCACUGAAGAUUUCUCCCUUUUCUGAAUUGCAUAGGGGUAGUAGAUGUUGUGCCCUUCCUUUGUCAGAGGCAGUGGCCCCUCUUUUUUGCAGAGCAAAUGGGUGUCCUAGAAGGGAAGUGGUAGGAUUAAGGGAAAAAGGUCACUAUCUGCUCUUUUUUUUUUUUUUUUGGAGACAGAGUCUUACCAUGUCAUCCUUGGUAGAGUGCAAUGGUGUCACAGCUUACAGCAACCUCAAACACUUGGGCUUAAAUGAUUCUCUUGCCUCAGCCUCCCAAGUAGCUGGGACUACAGGCACCCGCCACAAUGCCCAGCUAUUUUUUGUUGCAGUUGUCAUUUAGCUGGCCUGUUCUAACCCACUACCCUUGGGGUAUGUGGCUGCACCCUAACCACUGUGCUACAGGUGCAGAGCCACCAUCUGCUCUUUUAACAAUUUCCAUUCCUUUGUGUAGGUCUGGAAAGUGAUCUUUUCCUGGUUCCCAAAAGUGAUCUUUCUUUUGCAUAGAGACCUAUAGUCUGAGUUCCCUAGGCAUCCACCCUCCCUCAAUAGCAGGUAUGGGUCAGGCAGCAGCAUCCAAAGCCUCUGUGUAUAUGGUGGGUCCCCACUGUAGCUGAGAUUUCUCUCUGCCAAGUCCUUGAUCUUGGAGAUUCAAGGAGUGAAUCCACUGAUCACACAAAUAAGUGAAAGGACAGAUCUUUUUUUGUUUUAUUUAUUUAUUAUUAUUACUAUUUUUUGUAGAGACAGAGUCUCACUUUAUCGCCCUUGGUAGAGUGCCGUGGCCUCACACAGCUCACAGCAACCUCCAACUUCUGGGCUUAGGCGAUUCUCUUGCCUCAGCCUCCUGAGUAGCUGGGACUACAGGCACCCACCACAACACCUGGCUAUUUUUUUGUUGCAAUUUUGCCAGGGCCUGGUUUGAACCCACUACCCUCAGUAUAUGGGGCCAGUGCCCUACCCACUGAGCCACAGGCACUGCCUGAAAGGACAGAUUUUUAUUGAAGGAUACAUGAGAUAUGUAAGUGAAAGAGGGGAACAAAAGCUCUGGCAGCAGAGAGUGGGAACCCUGAGUUGAAAGCCCAUUUGGGCCUUGUGUCCAGAGGUUUAAAUACUGCCUUUCCUAUCCUGUGGGCAGAGGGGGUUUGGAGGAGGUGGAAUGUAUGUUUGGAUCAUGUCACAACCAGCCCGGGCGUCUGAGGUUGCUAUGAGCUAUGACACCAUGGCUUUCUACCAGGGGCAACAAAGUGAGACUCUGCCUCAAUAAAUACAUAAAUAAAUAAAACUGCUAUUGGGCAGAAGCAGGCAGUCCUUGCAGUCUCUACCUGGGGUGAGGCAAUAGAGUAUGUGUGCCCUAUUCUAGGAGGCGCAGCUCUGACCAAUCAGGCUGCUUUUUUUCAUGACCUUGUUUAGGUCCAGAAAAUAUGGCUUAGAAAGGGCCUGUUCAGGCCUAGAGAUGGGGGUUUGUAAUGAGACUGAUUUUUGAAUUCACCCAGGCCUAGAAAAUCAGGGAAUCCCUGAGAAGGGGAACUGUGUCACUAUAAGGCUGCUUUCAGCAAGGUUUGCCAGCACAGGUGGCCUUUGGAGGUGCUGGCUACCAAAAAGUGUGCAAUGGAAGGCACACUGCUGAGCCAUGAGAUGUGUGCCCUGGCUACCCUUACUGAGCUCCCAGUGGAAAAGCAAACUAAGGAUCAAGUCAUGUGGGGCACAGUUCUGGAAACAUUUAGAACAACUUGAGGGGGUGAGUCAUUAUUACUCAAUCCAUUGCAGGCCUACUCUUUUGUAUUCUUGGGCUCUGUUUUGUGCUCUUAUGGAGACAUGACAUUUGUAGUGUGCUCAGGAAGUGUGAAAUCUCGUCACCAUUAGAAUGGGUUCAAGGAGCCAUCUUUGGGGACCAAGAGGCACCCUUCAGCCAUACAAGAUGGAGAAGAAAACAAUUUACUCUUUGAAGAUCUGAUUUAGGUCUUUGAUGAGAAUUGCGUAGAAUCCACUUAUGUGUGCCUGAGUCCUAAUAUUCAAUAAAUAUCAGCCUGUACUAUGUAACAGGUUCUCUAAUUGGUUUAGUGAACAGAGCUGUGCUACUAUCUCUGUCCCUUUGAUACUGAUAUUCAGGAAGACUAGAGAAUACAAAAAUAUAUUAUGUAUUAUAGUGGUCAUUCCUGAGAAUUGAGGAACUUGCUCAGAAUAGGCAGGGUCUGUCUCUGGAAGCAUCUUUUAGUCUGGACUUUGUGAGUUUAUGUGUCUGUUUGUUCAUCUGUAAAGUAUAGUGACAAAAUGUUUGUGAUUUUUUUUUUUUUUUUUUUGUAGAGACAGAGUCUCACUGUACGGCCCGCGGUAGAGUGCCGUGGC